CAAUAUAUGAUAUUUCUGUGCAUUUCUCUGGAUUUUUUCAACUCGACUCAAUGUUUUUUAACAUUUCCUGACAACAUAUAAAAAAUCACAGAUAAAAAUGUCAAAAGUUACUAAACGUAAACAUGUUACAAAGCUUCAAGAGGAUUUUAGUAUUCCCUUGGAAUCACAAUCAAUAGUUCAGCUUGUCGAGCCGCGGGGUAAUAAUCUUCAUGAAGUGAGUGACAGUACAGGCGAACGAUUUCUCGUUUCAAUGCCGAGUAUUUUUCGAAAUAAUGUUUAUGUAAAACGGGGUGACUUUGUUCUCGUCGAAUCUAUACCCGAGGGUGACAAAGUCAAGGCUGAAAUUAUUAAAGUCCUUACUGAGGAACAUAUCAAGUACUACCGAUCGCAAAGUGUGUGGCCAAAAGAGUUCGAUAAAACGGAAGCCAAAGAGAAAGAGCCUCAUCCUGUAAAUAAAUCAAAUAAUGAUAGUGAUAAUGAAGAUGAUCUUUUUAUAAAUACCAACCGUAAUAAUCAGUACACUAAUAUCGACAGUUCAACUUCUGACUCAGAUGAUUGAUAAAUAAUUUAAUAAAAUUGUUAUUUGUAUUUUAAUCAAUAAAUUAAGUAGCAAUAAAAAUUUUUAAAUAAA
Microplitis demolitor is the source of this 631-nucleotide messenger RNA. RefSeq names its product probable RNA-binding protein EIF1AD. The record is from RefSeq and is a predicted model, not a curated record. Gene Ontology annotation, biological process: translational initiation. Gene Ontology annotation, cellular component: nucleus. The transcript has 3 exons. The coding region runs from base 98 to 559 and encodes 153 amino acids. Lineage: Eukaryota; Metazoa; Arthropoda; Insecta; Hymenoptera; Braconidae. Gene Ontology annotation, molecular function: RNA binding; translation initiation factor activity.